Messenger RNA from Acomys russatus (golden spiny mouse), 2722 nucleotides. It is a transcript of the gene Il13ra1, whose product is annotated as interleukin 13 receptor subunit alpha 1. Gene Ontology annotation, molecular function: cytokine receptor activity; protein binding. Gene Ontology annotation, cellular component: external side of plasma membrane; membrane. The coding region runs from base 1 to 1215 and encodes 404 amino acids. The record is from RefSeq and is a predicted model, not a curated record. Gene Ontology annotation, biological process: cytokine-mediated signaling pathway. NCBI's taxonomy places the organism in Eukaryota, Metazoa, Chordata, Mammalia, Rodentia, Muridae. The transcript has 11 exons.
AUGGGAACAUCUUACCUGACAGAAGUUCAGCCACCUGUGACGAAUUUGAGUGUCUCUGUCGAAAACCUCUGCACAAUAAUAUGGACAUGGAGUCCUCCGGAGGGAGCCAGCCCAAAUUGUAGUCUCAGAUAUUUUAGUCAUUUUGAUGACCAACAGGAUAAGAAAAUUGCUCCAGAAACUCGUCGUGAAAAAGAGGUACCCCUAAAUGAGAAGAUCUGUCUGCAAGUGGGGUCCCAGUGCAGUGCCAAUGAAAGUGAGAAGCCUAGUCCUUUGGUGAAAAAGUGCAUCUCCCCCCCUGAAGGUGACCCCGAGUCUGCUGUGAGGGAGCUCCAGUGCAUUUGGCACAACCUGAGAUAUAUGAAGUGUUCCUGGCUCCCUGGAAGGAAUACAAGCCCUGACACAAACUAUACUCUUUACUAUUGGUACAGCAGUCUAGGAAAAAUUCUUCAAUGUGAAAACAUCUAUAGAGAAGGUCAACACAUUGGCUGUUCCUUUAAACUGACUAAAGUGGAUUCUACUUUUGAACAGCACAACAUUCAAAUAAUGGUCAAGGAUAAUGCUGGGAAAAUUAGGCCAUCCUUCAAAAUAGUGUCUUUAACUUCCUGUGUGAAACCUGGUCCUCCACAUAUUAAACAUCUUUUCUUCAAAAAUGGUGCCUUAUAUGUGCAGUGGAAGAAUCCACAGAAUUUCAGUAGGAGAUGCUUGUCUUAUGAAGUGGAAGUCAAUAGCACUCAAAUGGAACCACAGAAACCUUUCUAUGUUGAAGAGGACAAAUGCCAAAAUUCUGAAUCUGAUACAAGCAAGGAGGAUGGAAGUUGUUUCAUAUUCCCUGGUGUUCUUCCUGAUACUGUCUAUACAGUCAGAGUAAGAGUCAAAACCAAUAAGUUAUGCUUUGAUGACAACCACCUGUGGAGUAACUGGAGCGAAGCCCUGACUAUAGGUAAGGAACCGAACUCCACAAUCUACAUCACCGUGUUACUCAUCAUUCCGGUCAUUGUUGCAGGUGCAGUCAUAGUCCUUCUUCUCUACCUGAAAAGGCUCAAGAUCAUUAUAUUUCCUCCAAUUCCUGAUCCUGGCAAGAUUUUUAAAGAAAUGUUUGGGGACCAGAAUGACGAUACCAUGCACUGGAAGAAGUAUGACAUCUAUGAGAAACAAUCCAAAGAAGAAACGGAUUCUGUAGUGCUGAUAGAAAACCUGAAGAAAGCGUCUCAGUGAUGGGGAGAAUUGGUUUCUUUUUUCCUUCAAUGCGAGCCUGUGAAAUUUGAUUGCCUUCUCCAUUUGUUACCCGGGGACUUGUUCAAUAGAAACUGAAACGACUGGACUCUUGAAAAGUGGGCAGCUCCUACGAGCUGCAUGUCUUCAUGUGGAUCCUGCACCCAAAAACCCUAAACUAAUGGAGCUCUUCAAAAAGAAAGCGGAGUUCUUCUCGUUCUUGUUGAAUCUUAAAAGCAGACAUACUUUACCAAGUCUCCAAAGUAGAGGACAAAGAAAAGGGGACAAUAACCAUCAAUUCAUCUUAUCCGGAGUUGUAACGGCUUCCUAAGGAAUCUCACUUGCUCUGUAUUCUUUGUGUGGAAUAACAUCAAAACAUUUUGCUUAUGAGGAAACUCAUUUGGGGUGUGUACACUAAGGCUGUACUUGACUCCCACAGAGCAUCUAGCAAACAGAACUGAUACAAUCUGCCGUCUAUUGUUUGGGAGCCCACUGAGUGAUAUUUGUGGCUAUUAAAAUGUGGUGUCAUUAUCCACUUCAAUAGCAUUUUCCUCUGUUUUGAAAUUCCCAGAAAUUAUCUUGGCCGUGGUGAUGACACAUACAGAAAAAGCAGAAGCAAUUUCACCAAGACUGUUUUAUGUCAUUGUAGUGUUUUUAUAGGACAGUGGAGGCAGAAUGACCUAGUAUUAGAGUUGGAACCAGGAAGUCUCUAAUGAUAUAUGUGCCUCUUUUCAUUUAUGCUACCCAAAUCAAGUAUUGACUCUGUAUCUAGCUUUUGCUAAGCUCUCAAGUGUGAGGGAUGGGACUCCUAUCCCUGGGCUUACAAAUAUUGGGGACUCCUUAUUUCUUAGCACUUUCUUUAUCUCCAGAUAGCCAUUUCACAAGCUUUAGAAUCUGCCAUCUCCUAUGCUUCUUCCCCGCUGUGCCUACGCCUCCAUCCUCUUUCUUACAGCCUUUUGACUUUCAGAGGAAUUGAGGAUACAAAUUUGCUUAGACUACCUAGUGGAACAGGGAAUACAUUGCAUCUCAGGUAAAAGAUAAGCAGACUGAACAACAAUGACUAAUCCAUACAUACUUUGCAGCUUCCCUGUGAGUCCACAAUUAUUUGAGGUUUUUGAGCAAUUGAUGUUUCUGUGUAUUUUCUCAAUAGAGAUGAUGUCUUUUCUUCACUUAGAAUUUAGCUCUAUUUGCUUGAGUGGGAAAGAAGAUUUGUAUCUGUUUCUCUUUGUUGGUAAGAUAGGCCUUAGGAUGGCUGUUUUCCGUGCUGUAAAUGGUCCUGUCAACUCUGUGUUUCAUUGAGAGGGAAUGAAGAGGGCCUCCAACUAUGCACUCACUUUUUUCAUAUGUUAGGUUUCCAUUCUGUUCCAUUUCCACAAUGUAUGCAUGUGUGUAUUGUAUAUUCUCCCUAUUUCGACUAUUUCCUAAUAAUUUAAAACAAUGUGAGGUACUCUCUGUAUCUUUUUCAUACACACAGAUCACUAGCAAGGACUGAAGAACUUCAUAUCACAAA